AUGGAGCUGCUCUCUCUUUCAAGAUCGGUAGCUUGGCUACUCCUCGUAGAAGCUUUUUGUCUGGUAGAAGGAGGCAAGCUUCUAGUAGUUCCUAUGGAUGGCAGCCAUUGGCUAAGCAUGAAACCUGUAGUAGAAAAACUAACGAAAAAUGGGCAUCAGGUUGUGGUGGUGACACCAGAGAGUACUUUAUCAAUGAGUAACUCUUCAUGUUAUUCUCUGAAGACCUACUCUGUGCCAUACAGCAGCCAAGAUGUAGAAGACAAAUUGCAGAAGUUUGGAAGAGAUCACUUCAUUAAUCAUCCUUUUCCAGGAGUCACCAUUGCUAUGUUUAACAGCAUGUUAGAUGCAUAUGAUAUGUUUCGGACUAUGUGUGCAAAGUUAUUAUUCAAUAAAGAGUUCAUUCAAAAUCUAAGAGAAGAUAAGUAUGACGCAUUGCUUACUGAUCCAUUUUCACCUUGUGGAAUGAUGGUAGCAGAACAUCUCGGAAUUCCUAAUGUGAAUUUUCUAAGAGGAAUGCCUUGUAUGUUAGACUACACCAGCGCACAGUGUUCGAGCCCCUUGUCCUAUGUUCCCAGAAUAUUCAGCCAGUUCUCAGACAAGAUGACUUUCAUGCAGCGUUUGAAGAACCUAUUGAUUAGAGUAAUCGAGUUCUAUUAUUGUGCGACGACAUAUGCACCAUGGGAACAUCUGGCUUCCAAGUUCCUAGAAAAGGAAGUGAAUAUGUAUCAACUUCUCAGUAGAACAUCCAUCUGGAUUAUGAGAUAUGACUUUGUUUUUGACUAUCCACGACCUGUAAUGCCCAACAUGAAGUUUGUAGGAGGCAUCAACUGUGUUCCAAAAAAAAACUUGAGUAAGGUAAGAAUAAUUCAUUCAUAUUAUAUUGCAAGUAAAUUGUGA
Messenger RNA from Pelobates cultripes (western spadefoot toad), 897 nucleotides. The record is from the annotation of a GenBank genome assembly. NCBI's taxonomy places the organism in Eukaryota, Metazoa, Chordata, Amphibia, Anura, Pelobatidae.